Messenger RNA from Procambarus clarkii (red swamp crayfish), 678 nucleotides. The record is from RefSeq and is a predicted model, not a curated record. Lineage: Eukaryota; Metazoa; Arthropoda; Malacostraca; Decapoda; Cambaridae.
AUGAGAAUUUAUUUCGAGUUUGAAAGAAUGAAAAUCGUGUUGGUGAUAGAGGCCACCUCCCAGCAGAGACCACCUCCCAGCAGAGACCACCUCCCAGCAGAGACCACCUCCCAGCAGAGACCACCUCCCAGCAGAGACCACCUCCCAGCAGAGACCACCUCCCAGCAGAGACCACCUCCCAGCAGAGACCACCUCCCCAGAGACAACCUCCCAGCAGAGACCACCUUCCAGCAGAGACCACCUCCCAGCAGAGACCACCUCCCAGCAGAGACCACCUUCCAGCAGAGACCACCUCCCAGCAGAGACCACCUCCCAGCAGAGACCACCUCCCAGCAGAGACCACCUCCCACCAGAGACAACCUCCCAGCAGAGACCACCUCCCAGCAGAGACCACCUCCCAGCAGAGACCACCUCCCAGCAGAGACCACCUUCCAGCAGAGACCACCUCCCAGCAGAGACCACCUCCCAGCAGAGACCACCUCCCAGCAGAGACCACCUCCCAGCAGAGACCACCUCCCACCAGAGACAACCUCCCAGCAGAGUCCACCUCCCACCAGAGACCACCUCCCAGCAGAGACCACCUCCCAGCAGAGACCACCUUCCAGCAGAGACCACCUCCCAGCAGAAGUCAGACGAAAUAAAGCAAUGAAUUUCCAGAUAACCAUCACAAAUGUCUAA